AUGAAUUUACCUGCUGUACUAAAGUCUAGUUUGCAGCUCCCUGUUGCUGGAUUUACGGUCAAUGUUGUCCAGAUAGAGUUUUCUGAUCAUUUAAUGAUACUUAUUUCGCGCAACGGGAUGAUUGGAGAUAUUGUAUUGUCCCAAAAGAGUAAUAUACCGACACUAAAUGGUCAUAUUUCUCACGAUCAUGAUGCUAGGACUCUGUUUGGCCCUGAAAAAAUGAAUACUUCUCUUAUCGCAAGACAGAUCACUAAAACUUUGGACACUUCAAAAACAGUACUUGUUAGUACGGACUUUAAGGAAGAUAUUUGUUUCAGUGAUACUCAAUUAAUCUGUGAUGUUUUAAAAAAUACAAGAUCUACAUAA
Schistosoma turkestanicum is the source of this 366-nucleotide messenger RNA. NCBI's taxonomy places the organism in Eukaryota, Metazoa, Platyhelminthes, Trematoda, Strigeidida, Schistosomatidae. The record is from the annotation of a GenBank genome assembly.